This is a messenger RNA of Schistocerca americana (American grasshopper), 1551 nucleotides long. RefSeq names its product alpha-2-macroglobulin receptor-associated protein. The record is from RefSeq and is a predicted model, not a curated record. The transcript is spliced from 8 exons. Bases 135 to 1217 code for a protein of 360 amino acids. NCBI's taxonomy places the organism in Eukaryota, Metazoa, Arthropoda, Insecta, Orthoptera, Acrididae. Gene Ontology annotation, biological process: regulation of receptor-mediated endocytosis. Gene Ontology annotation, cellular component: endomembrane system; endoplasmic reticulum. Gene Ontology annotation, molecular function: heparin binding; receptor antagonist activity; low-density lipoprotein particle receptor binding.
UUACUAGUUCUGUGCAUUGUUUACGAUUUCGGCGUAAACAAGAGUAUAGCACUACUGUACGCUUUAGGAGUUUGCGUCAUCGCGGUUGUCAUAAGUUGUGUUGUGGACUGUGUGUCCAACUCGGAGUUGUAGAGAUGUUUUUACGGGAGUUAAUAAUUGUUUUAAUAUUCGGUUUCGUUAUUGCGAGUGAUCAUAACAAAUAUUCUGCCGGUGCAAAUGUGAAAUCUGACAUUUUAAGUGAAUCAGGAAAUUACUUUAGAACACUGCAAAAACCAUUUAGAAUGGCAAAAUUAAAUAUGUUAUGGUCCAAGGCACAAUUGAGAUUAACAGAACCAAAGCUGAAGUCUUUGUAUAGUGAACUGAAGAUCCAUGACAAAGAAGAACUGGUGUGGAAGAAGAUGAAAGCAGAUGGGUUAGACAAAGAUGGCCUAGAAGAAGCAAAAAUGAGAAAGCGUCUGAUUGGAAUAAUGAGUACUUAUGGUCUUCUUGAACAUUUUGAAGAUAUCAAUGACCCAAAACAGUACAAGCAGCACAAGGCUUUUAAUGAAGCAUCUGAGGAUUAUAUAAAUAAAAGUCUAUUUAAGGACAAGAAACUGAACAAGUUGUGGGAGAAAGCAGAAAAGGCGGGUUUCACAGCUGAAGAGUUACAAGCCUUAAAAGAGGAAUUUGGUCAUCAUCAGGACAAGAUAGAUCAGUAUUAUUCUCUCCUGCACGAAGUAAAGGAAGGAAUGGCAGCAGACGAUUCAGACAGUAAUUCUGUAGAUAAUACAUUAGACCGUUUCAAUGCUCUUGAAGAACAGGAAGAGCCUGCAAAGGAUCACAGACACAAAGCCAACAUGUUACGUGAACGCCAUCGUGACAUCAGAGAUGGAUACGAUCGCUUGCACCGAAUAGCUGCAAAGGGCCCUAAUAGCAAAGAAUUUGUGGAGCCAAAAGUACAAGGAUUGUGGCAGAUGGCAUUGAAUGGUAAUUUUAGUACUGAGGAGUUGGAGUCUCUUCGGGUGGAGUUGAUGCACUAUGAGAAUCGUUUGCUGAAACUCCGGCACCUCCAAGCUGAAGCUGCACUUGGCGCAGGACAUAGAGCUACUAAACCAGCAGGAGAGAAACCUGCAACACUGGAAGACUUGGAAGACAGCAUCAAGAAGCAUGCUCGCAAAGCAGACAAGCUGCACGCACACCUUGAAUCCAAAAUAAUAAACAAACACAUGGAACUUUAGUUUACACUUUUCUUAUCAGCUUGAUGUCAUUUUAGGAGUGUUGACAUCAGUAUACUUGUAGUCACUACAGUGAGACAAACGCAAUUAGUGACAUGUAAUUUAUGAAAUACACUUUCUUGUAGAAAGUGGAUCCCAAUAUCUUGCAUUUAUGAAGCAUUUUUGUGGACUGGUUUGUAAAGGAUAGAGACAAGAGAAAAAUAAGAAUAUUUGUUAUUUUAUUAUGAGGUAUUGCACACACGUACUAAGAAUGAUCCAUAUGAAUCUCAUAGUGCAGAUUAUAUUAAAAUUGUAACAUAUUUAUAUAUUUUAAAUAAAGUUUGUAAUUUUGUUUGUA